Messenger RNA from Haemonchus placei, 2385 nucleotides. Lineage: Eukaryota; Metazoa; Nematoda; Chromadorea; Rhabditida; Trichostrongylidae. The record is from the annotation of a GenBank genome assembly.
AUGUUUCGUCUCAUAUUACUUACUCUUCUGAGCUACGCGUUAGCGAAACCUUACCAACAAGCUGGUACUAACUUCUGCGCUGACAAACAACCCGGACUUUUUGCAAAUGGUUGUUCUUCAAAUGUUACCGUGUGUAACAAAUUUGGAAACGAAAUCUGGCUGUUGUGUCCAUUUGAACUGAUCUUCGAUGAGUCCGUUGACGAAUGCAUGGACCCGAGAUUGGUGUCCGCUUGCAGUGGCACUACUCCGACUCCUCAGGGACCAGUUCGUGAUGUACAAGGGCUCCCCGACAGGCUGUGCGAAGGAUCUACCGAUGGUUAUCACUCUGCGACGGGUUGUUCAACAUCGGUUGUGCAGUGCGUUGGAGGAGUGUCCAGGUUGCUUGAGUGUUCCGAAGGUGAAGUUUUCGAUAACGCGAAGCAGGGCUGUGUUCCUCCAGCUGAAAUGCCGGCGUGCAAAGCAGCCUUUGAGACCCAGCCGACGACCGCACCCAGUUCAGGAGCUGCUGAGCCAAGCGGUCCAUCCAGUUCAGGAGUUGCUGAGCCAAGCGGCCCGUCCAGUUCAGGGACUGCGGAGCCAAGCGGCCCGUCCAGUUCAGGAGCUGCUGAGCCAAGCGGCCCGUCCAGUUCAGGAGCUGCCGAACCUACCACCGCACCGACUUCGGGAGCUGCUGACUCCUCUAGCCCAGCCAGUUCCGGUGCUGCGAACGAAUGCGAGGGUUUGGCUGAUGGAUUCUUUGAGAAGGAGCCAUGCUCAUCGUUCUUCCUCACAUGUUCUGGUGGAGUGUCCCGAAUUCUGACAUGUCCAGCGAGCCUUGUAUUCGAUAGGAAGUUAUCGGUCUGUGAGUAUCCCGAGAACGUAGAAGGGUGCGGUUCCCAAGGAGGUGAAGGUCCAUCAGGUGGGGCUGAGAUCUGUUCCAAGGACGGGUACUUCUCUUACGGAAAUUGCUCGGAUCUGUUCUAUGCCUGUUCCAACGGGCGCCAGAUUCCCAUGUACUGCCCAGCAAAGUUGGCUUUCGAUGAGACCAGACAGCUCUGUGAUUAUCCGCUUGCUGUGGCCGUUUGCACAGAGCAAGGAUCGGGUGAGGGUUCCGGCGAAUCGUCUGGAGAGUCUUCAGGAGAGGGCUCUGGCGAAGGUUCUGGCGAAGCUUCUGGAGAGCACUCCGGAGAAUUCUCCGGCGAAGCUUCUGGGGAAUAUUCCGGGGAAGGUUCGGCUGGCAGUGGCAACUUGGGUGCGACUCCGGUCCCUCUGAAUACAGUAAUGUAUUCGGACCAAGUUGUUCAAUACGACGAAUAUUCCAGUGAGAGCUAUGUUGCAUUUAACGAAGGCGUCGUUGAAGGAUCUGCAGAAGCUUCGGGAGAGCCCUCCGGAGCUCUCAAAAAUCACCCCAACCGCGGCGAUAAGGCCCCCGGAGGGCUCUCCUCGAAGGCUUCGAGAACAGACGAAGCGUCAGGAGAGCCCUCUGGUAAUGUGGGACAGGAAGCGCCAGGCAGUAAAACUCCGGAGGUACAGCAAACAUGGGAUGGAUCAUUAGAUGUACCGAGCGAGUCGACAACUCCUGCUUCUGAAACUGCAAUGGCCCUAUGUAAGGGCAAGGAUGACGGCUUCUACGCAUCUGGGUGCUCAUCGGAGGCGAUCGCUUGUAAAGCUGGCCAAGCGACAUCGAUGCUCUGUCCUGCUCAUAUGCUCUUCGACGAACACAAGCGCAUGUGUGACUAUCCAGAGAACGUUCCGUGCUAUGGAACCGGUGAGGUUGACGGAGUACAGCAACGGAAAUGCACAGUUGAGGGUCCUGUCGGAACAGGUCCAUGCAGCAGGGUAUUCAUGAAUUGUGUUGAAGGAAAGGCUUUCCAACUGGCGUGUGAUGACGGCUACGUAUUCUCUGUGGUCCACCGCUCAUGUGCGGAGGCGUCAAAGGUGCAGGAAUGCACACCAGCCCAAUCACCUACAACGGAAGUCGAGAAGCCUCCAAUGACCGAGCAGCCAGUGCCUCAACCAGAACAACCUGUACCGCAACCAGAACAACCUGUACCGCAAACACAGCAGCCAGUACCGCAACCACAGCAGCCAGUACCGCAACCAGAACAACCAGUACCGCAACCAGAACAACCAGUACCGCAACCAGAACAACCAGUACCGCAACCAGAACAACCAGUACCGCAACCAGAACAGCCGGCUGCUGACGAUAAGAAGGCAAAGCCAAUGGGCCAUCCUAAGCCCUGGGGACCACCACCACCAAAUCCAUGGGGUCCUCCUCCCAAGCCGUGGGGCCCACCGCCGCCAAAGCCCUGGGGUCCUCCUCCAAAGCCGUGGGUUCCGAGUGGUGAGAAACCAGUAGCACCGCCUGCUAAGGGUAAUGUCGAGACGAAACCUGGGUCAUACUAA